CGAGUCACGUGCGUCCUCCCGGUUCCGGCGCGGUAGAGGCCUGAGGUGGUGAGAGAGUCUCCAGCACCAUGUCUGGUUUGUCUGGCCCACCAGCCCGGCGUGGCCCUUGUCCGCUGGCGUUGCUGCUUUUGUUCCUACUCGGCCCCAGCUUGGUCCUCGCCAUCUCCUUCCAUCUGCCCAUUAACUCUCGCAAGUGCCUCCGUGAGGAGAUCCACAAGGACCUGCUAGUGACGGGCGCGUAUGAGAUCUCCGACCAGUCUGGGGGCGCAGGCGGCCUGCGCAGCCACCUCAAGAUCACAGAUUCUGCUGGCCAUAUUCUCUACUCCAAAGAGGAUGCAACCAAGGGGAAAUUUGCCUUUACCACUGAAGAUUAUGACAUGUUUGAAGUGUGUUUUGAGAGCAAGGGAACAGGGCGGAUACCUGACCAACUCGUGAUCCUAGACAUGAAGCAUGGAGUGGAGGCAAAAAAUUACGAAGAGAUUGCAAAAGUUGAGAAACUCAAACCAUUAGAGGUGGAGCUGCGACGCCUUGAAGACCUUUCAGAAUCUAUUGUUAAUGAUUUUGCCUACAUGAAGAAGAGAGAAGAGGAGAUGCGUGAUACCAAUGAGUCAACAAACACUCGGGUCCUAUACUUCAGCAUCUUUUCAAUGUUCUGCCUCAUUGGACUAGCCACCUGGCAGGUCUUCUACCUGCGACGCUUCUUCAAGGCCAAGAAGUUGAUUGAGUAAUGAAUGACUGGGGCACAUUCUUCUCCCACCUUUUACCUCAGCCAGCAGAACAUCGCUGGAACGUGUCUGGCCUAAGGCAUCCUACCAAUAGCACCAUCAAGGCACGUUGGAGCUUUCUUGCCAGAACUGAUCUCUUUUGGUGUGGGAGGACAUGGGGUACCACCUACACCCAACAAGUCAAUGAGGGACUUCUUUUUAAUUUGGUAGGAUUUGGACUGGUUUUGCCACAAUAGGUCUAUUAUUAGAGUCACCUAUGACAAAAAAAUAGGGGUUACCUAGAUAAUGCCAAAGUCAGCAUUUGUCCUGGGUUCCCUGUGUGAUCUAUUUGAACCAUGUUUUCUUUUCUUCUCCCACUUGCUCAGCAGCUUGGGCUUCCAUUCUACUUCUUUUACCCAGAUUUUGUGUGACCACGUUGACUUCAUUCAGAUUGCCCUCUUUGAGUUUUCUUGUGAAAAAACCCUUAACUUUCCCUUUACCCUUAGCUGAAAUGUUUACUUAGCUUCUGGUGAUAUCUUUUGAUGACUUUAUGUCUCUUAAAAUGGUGAUGGAUGUGACACCUCAUAAAAGUGAGCUUUGAACUGUAGAUAACUCUUAAAGAAAAUGUCAUUUUAGGCAAUUAAAAUAUUUGUGCUCAACUGCUUGAA
Saimiri boliviensis boliviensis (Bolivian squirrel monkey) is the source of this 1372-nucleotide messenger RNA. RefSeq names its product transmembrane p24 trafficking protein 10 (gene TMED10). The record is from RefSeq and is a predicted model, not a curated record. Lineage: Eukaryota; Metazoa; Chordata; Mammalia; Primates; Cebidae.